Messenger RNA from Xylaria bambusicola, 2183 nucleotides. RefSeq lists its product as uncharacterized. Gene Ontology annotation, molecular function: oxidoreductase activity, acting on CH-OH group of donors; flavin adenine dinucleotide binding. The transcript has 2 exons. Bases 408 to 2093 code for a protein of 561 amino acids. The record is from RefSeq and is a predicted model, not a curated record. NCBI's taxonomy places the organism in Eukaryota, Fungi, Ascomycota, Sordariomycetes, Xylariales, Xylariaceae.
UUGUAUUCAGUGUGGUUUAAAGAGAGGGGACGAUCAUUUUAGGUGUAUCUGUGAAAUAUAAAGUCAACUUGUUGUGCCAUCAAUAGAAAAUCCCCGUCAUCCUCAGGACUGCACGCGAUCUAGCAUGUUAACUCGGCCCUGGCUAACUCGCGAGGUCAACAAUACUGUUUGACCAAUAGUGGUAUUCUCCAAGUAUAGGCGGAAACCUGAUUUGAGAACGCAUCGAGGCUCGUUAAGAUAUUCGUGUACUAUUGCCAUUUAACUACAUUAGCCUGUGGAACUGCUACUGUUCAUCGUGAUGUUGCAUACCCGCAGCCCCUCUCUCUUAUUGAGCUGAGAUCACCCAAUCCGCACCCCUUGGGUGGUGUAAAUAUCCCAGCCUUCCCUCCAGUUAUCUCCCUCACCCCAUGUCACAUCGCGCUUUGGAUAUGGCAGUUGAGAGUGAGUUUUGCGACUUUAUUGUCGUCGGUGGUGGAGCAGCCGGAUGUGCUCUUGCUAGCGGCUUAGCCAGGAGUAAAUGUCGCCCUCGCGUCUCGCUCCUUGAAGCCGGGAGCGCAAACAGCGACCCAGCUCUCCGCGACCUCAACAACACCUUCACACAAUACAACAGCAACUCCCAAAAUUGGGGGUACAAGAGCGCACCUAUGCCUCAUGUCAAUAACCGCGAGAUCUGCAUGGACACCGGGAAAGGAUUGGGAGGGUCGACAGCCAUCAACUUUGCCUGUUGGGUCCGGGGACCACGCGAAGAAUGGGAUGAAAUAGCGAGAGUAACAGGAGAUGAUUGCUGGAAGUGGGAAAACGUUGAACCCCGGUUUCGAAGACUCGAGAAUUAUCAUCAUCUGAUCAAGCCAGGGGUCGGAGCUGAGCGAUAUUGUAGCCACGGGCCUGACGCAUAUGGUGUCUCCGGGCCCCUUCAUCUUACCAGCCAAACUACGAGAUGGGAUACUGAUAUGAUUCAAACUGCUGACGUGUGGGAGGCUUGUGGGUACCCGUUGAUCACUGAUAUGUCUGUGGGCAAUUAUGUUGGCAUAUUAUUCGGCCCCCUAUCGGGCCACCAAGGCGUUCGGUCUACUGCUGCAGAUCUAUUACGCGGAGCACCUCCUAAUCUUAAGAUUGAAACGGACUCCGUCGUUCGGAAAAUUCUUGUAGCGGACGGAAAGGCGUUCGGAGUUGAGCUAACGAAUGGUAAGGUAUUGAAGUGUGGCAAAGAGGUAAUCUUGUCCGCUGGCACACUCUCCUCUCCUCAGAUUCUAAUGCGAUCUGGCAUCGGCCCUGCGCACCACCUGAUUGAACUUGGAAUUCCUAUUGUCUAUGCGAAUGAAAAUAUUGGGCAGAAUCUGAGAGAUCAUUGCCACGUGCAGAUGCACUUCUCUGUUAAUACCAAUCCCAGAAUACCCCUUUAUGACGGCCCUCCUACAGGCGGAGCUGCAAUGGGAUUUUUGAAGAACCAAUCAGCCUUAUCAAGUCCCGAGUUUCACUCGCUGCAUGAAAGUGAGAGGCAGCGACUCAGCCUCCAAACUGUUCCGACCUUCGAGGUGCACCAUUUCGCACCUGCUGUACGGCUUGAAGGGAUGGGCCCUACAUCAAUGAUGAAUAUCUUCCUAUUGAACGGUCAAGGGCUCGGAGAAGUCAAGCUUCAAUCGCUCGACCCGGAAACGCCGCCGAUAAUACGUCCGAUAUUUUUGGAAUCCGAGUGGGACAAACGUAUUGUCAUUGAAUCUACACAGGAGGCUCUUAGAAUCAUGGAUCAUUCGGCGGCAUCGAAAAGUCGGGAUCCGAAGGCAGUGCACAUAUGUCCCAAAACCAAUAGUGAGGAAGAUAUUCUUGACUUCUGGAGAGAGAAUCUUACAAGCACAUGGCAUAUGACUGGCACGUGUAGAAUCGGCCAUACACAAGACGAAGAUGGUGCUUGCGUAGACCCGGAUUUUAGGGUGUACGGCAUUCAGAACCUCCGAGUGGUAGACUUGAGCGUGCUUCCAUUCCUACCAAGUGUUCAUACGCAAUCUUAUGCCUACCAGGUCGGGAUGAUAGCAGCUGAAAAGCUCGAACGUCAAUAUGGUCUCGGCACGGAUGUUAGUCGUAGUAUGCUAUAAAGAUGGUAGCUGAAUAAUUGGCCCUAAAAAGAUAAUAGGAUUGGUGGUCCUUUCUAAUGACAUUACUACAUGGUUGGAUUGAGAGGAAAA